Messenger RNA from Hemibagrus wyckioides, 3795 nucleotides. It is a transcript of the gene kcnip3a, whose product is annotated as Kv channel interacting protein 3a, calsenilin. Gene Ontology annotation, cellular component: nucleus; voltage-gated potassium channel complex. Lineage: Eukaryota; Metazoa; Chordata; Actinopteri; Siluriformes; Bagridae. Gene Ontology annotation, biological process: negative regulation of transcription by RNA polymerase II; regulation of potassium ion transmembrane transport. Gene Ontology annotation, molecular function: calcium ion binding; RNA polymerase II cis-regulatory region sequence-specific DNA binding; DNA-binding transcription repressor activity, RNA polymerase II-specific. The record is from RefSeq and is a predicted model, not a curated record. The transcript has 7 exons. Bases 2776 to 3645 code for a protein of 289 amino acids.
UUUGUGCCCUGAUUAUUUCCCGGUACUUGGUCUCCAGACGAAUGACGAGUCGGUUUUUCCCUGGAAUCAGUGUUUAUACAGAUUAAUUCAUGUUUAAAAGGGCUUCUUAUCUCCUUAUUUAGAUUUCUUUUUUUUGCGUCCCUCACUUUCCUUCUUUCCUCCAGCCUGCAGUGUUCAUCAACAGUUCAGACCAGCAGAAGCAGCUGCCGUUUUUAGCGGGAUUACUCAUUGUCUCAGGUUUUCCCAGCGAGGCCGAGUCCUGCAUCGUGUUAUUCGAGUCGCUGUGAUGAAAGACAUGAGAGAGAAGCAAAAAGGGGGGAGAGAGAGGGGGACAAUCCGAGGUGUGCGGCUGGACGGAUCGAGGCUGGGGGAGAACCAGCAGGGAAGGGGAGGGUGUCCCUGGAACCUGAUCCCCUCACUCAGGCUCAAUUUGGGAAUGUGACUUUGUCCCCAAACAGAGAGAGAGAGAGAGAAAGGCUGUGGUAAGGCCCCAAGGGUUGAGACCGAUUCAGCGAGCCACUCUGAUAAGGGGGGUUUGCGAGACAAAAAAAGCAAGGGAUGGAUGGAAUGAGUGGACGAAACAAAAGAGAUGAAAGCAAUAGAUCAGAGGAUGGACGGAGAGGUGAGGGAAAACAGCAACAGGAUCAAGAGGUCGACACUGAAGAAUUUCCAAAGGAGGCGGGGGGAGAAAGAGCGUGAAGUACAUUACGGGUUGAAAUGAGAGACAGAAGCCCUGUAACUGCUGACGGGGUCGAAAAGCAAGAGAAGAAGAGUGCAGCUAACCUGAUGGGAGAGUCCAGAGGAGGAGGAAGAGGAGGAGGAGGACGAAGAGGAGAAUUCAAGCUACGUCGAUCAGUCCUUUAUCUCUCCUUUCAUCCCUUAUUUUAAAGUUGUGCAGCAGCCCUGCGCAAGGAAGGCGGCGUUUAUCACGCUUAUCCCGCGGACAGAUCUCGAACAAACACUAAAGCGGAAGCGACGCCGUAGGGAAAAAUUAAUCCGGAUCGAACAACAAGUUCUGAGGAUUUCCGCCCGGACUGCUGAUUUCUUUCACCUCAGAGUCGCAUCAUUGAUGACCAUGUGAAGAUCUCCUUGCCCUGUGAUUCUAAGUUUUGCCUAAUCUUCAUGAGCUUAAAAAAAUAAAUGGAGGCUGAAGAAGGACUCAGUUUGUUAUCUGCAGCACUUUAGCUGCGACAUGGGAAGUUUGUGAAUGCUUAGAGUGUGUUAUGGGCCAGAGUGUGGUGUGGGUUACAUGGUUCAUGACUUGUAUCUGGAUUAAGAAGACCACCAGGUGAUCACGUUAAUACUCUAGCAAUGUUCCUCCAACCGUAUUUAAAACCCAGAUCUUUAAGCAACAUUUUAAGCCUGAUCAUGCUCGUUUAAUCCGGGUCCUUAUCUUCUGCAGCCGUUUCUUGAGAAAGUUCUUAUCUGAAGCUUUCGUGUUUUGGAGACCAGCGCAGUGGGAUAUCGCAUCUGUCAGCGGCACAGUUUAAAAAGUCCCUCGUCUGUUGUUGACACUUGCAAAUAACAUCCACGGCGUGUGAUGGCUUUUACACGUCUGGACUGUGUAAAAGUGCAGCAAUCCGCGCCUUUAUUUAUGCGCGCCUGCUCUCGGGAGGAAUGACCUAACAUGGAAGCGCUGACUUCUCUCCGCUCAUCAACAAAGUAAAUGAGGCCGGAGAGGACGGAUCUCUCUUUUUUUUUUUCCUUUUCUUGUGCGCGAGUCGGCUCGGCUGACGUUUUCUCAUAAAUAUCUCACACUUCCUCUGUUUUUGUCUCGUUCCAACCAAACUCCUUUUGAACUGAAGCGGUCUGAAGGCGCUUCAGUGACGAGUAUCAUGGCCCUCGCUGGCGCACAUUAGCUCGGUUAAAAAAAACAAAAAACAAAGCCAAAAAGCCUUCCACUCACAAAGAGAGGGCCCCUAAAAAUCCUCCCAGUCAUGGGUAUCCAAGGUAUGGAACUGUUUGCCAUAGCAGUGGUCAUUAUUCUCUUCGUGGCCGUCCUUAAGCAGUUUGGCAUCCUGGAGCCCAUGUCUCUGGAAGACGGUGAGCAUAAUCACGGUGAAAACCGACCCAGACGUUUUGUCCUCUGUUCACUUUUUUCUUCCUCUGUCUUGCUGUCGUCUCGUGGACUUUGUCUCUGUCGUCUCUGUGGUCUCUGUGUCUUGGUGUGGCGGUGCUUUCUGUUUCCAACUGUGUGAUUGGUUCCUUUCGAUCUAUUCAUCCAUCUUUUAUUCUUCAACGCUAAAUAUCUAGCAUGUUAGAGCGAGAAAAAAAAAACGGAAAAAUUUAACCUUUCUGCUCCAGGUUAACGUGGUUGGAGUGUAAGAGGAGCUUCUAGCUAACGGUUUAGCAUCGAGGCACUAUUUAGGAAAAAUAGAGGAUUCUUAAGGGUUCUGUUUAUUUACACAGAACCUGUGAGUGCUUUAUUAUGCUAGAUUUAUGGAAAACAAAACCAGAUAUGUGGAUAUAAAAAAUUAAAUACCACAAAUCAAAUGAUUAUAUGAAUCAUUUCUAAUGAACUGUUCUUAUUAUCAGUCUUUAGGCCAUGCCUACUUUUGUAAAACUUUUCUAAUCCUAGUGUCAGAACCCACAAACCUGACACCGUUUUAGCACGAUGCUAAUCUGGAGGCUAUGAUCCUUCCCCUUAUGUUUCAGCCAGGCUCGUUCUUUUAAAACGAUCAUAUUAGCCAAUCACACAGAAAAAGGCUUCCCUUUUGUCCACAUGUCCAUUUCUGUCUUUAUCUCUUUCUUUCUCUUUACUUGUCUUCCACUACUAUGCUAACUCUUUCUCGAUCUCACUCCCCCCCUUCCUUCCUUCAUUCCCAUGGCUCGUUCACUCCAUCACUCCAUCCUGUCUGUCGAACCUGUGUCCCGUUUCAUCCCUCUCUCCCUCCCUCCCUCCCUCCCUGUCUCAUUCUCUGCCCCUCUUCUCCUGUCUUCCGUCACUGUUUUUCUCCCGUAGACAGCAGCGACAGCGACUUGGAGCUGGCCACCGUCAGGCACCAACCCGAGGGCCUGGAGCAGCUGCAGGCUCAGACCAAGUUCACCCGCAAGGAGCUGCAGUCGCUCUACAGGGGCUUCAAAAACGAAUGCCCGAGUGGCCUGGUCGAUGAGGAAACUUUCAAGACCAUCUACUCUCAGUUUUUUCCCCAAGGAGGUAAAAAAGGGACCUAUUUUAUUUCUUUUUUUGUGACGUAUUUAAAAACAAAAACACUUUUUUUAUUUAUACGGUUUUCUUUUCUUUUCCUAGACGCCACCACGUACGCUCACUUCCUGUUUAACGCUUUCGAUCUGGACAGAAACGGCUCCAUUCGCUUCGAGGAUUUUGUGAUCGGUCUGUCCGUGCUCCUGAGGGGCUCCGUCACCGAGAAGCUCAACUGGGCCUUCAACCUGUAUGACAUCAACAAAGAUGGCUACAUCACCAAAGAGGAAAUGCUGCUGAUCAUGAAGUCUAUCUACGACAUGAUGGGCAGAUACACUUACCCCAGCGUACGGGAUGAAGCACCAUCUGAACAUGUGGAGAAGUUCUUUCAGAAAAUGGACAGAAAUCAAGACGGCGUGGUGACCAUCGAGGAGUUCAUUGAGACGUGUCAGAAGGACGAAAACAUCAUGAGCUCCAUGCAACUCUUCGAGAAUGUGAUAUAAAGAUAUAUAAAGCAGACCAACAACAACAACAACAAACUCCUGGGGGGAAAAAAAAGAAAAACACUCCUUCAUUAUUUAAAUCUUCUCACACCGAGCCAGGAGCACAGCAUCCGGCACCCCAACUGGCACCGAUAAAGACAAGACACGGGG